Molecule: messenger RNA, 1095 nt
Organism: Lactuca virosa
Lineage: Eukaryota; Viridiplantae; Streptophyta; Magnoliopsida; Asterales; Asteraceae
Source: the annotation of a GenBank genome assembly
UUCAUCAAACACUAAUCCCAAUCUUUUAGGAAAACAACACAUACCCUUAGGGACAUCAAACACUGAUCCCGAUUUGGAGGAAGAUAGAUAGAGGGUGAGAGGACGAUUCGGAUAAUAAAAACAUAUUUUACCGAAGUAUCAAACUUUUAUACACUAACAAAAUUUACGAACAUCCGUUAUUCAUUUUGUAUGUCAAUUCGCAAAUGUAAAUUUUCUCCAUAAGGGACAUAACACGACAAACAUUUCUCUCUUAUCGACACUGAUAAAAAAGAAAAAAAAUGGGAUUGUUUGCACGAAUAUUGCUGACCGUUUGGCUAAUGGGUGGCACCGCCGGCUCGAUAUAUCUGCUAGGCAGACGGGCUUUAGAAAUCGGCGUACGUAUGGUGGCUCUCCAUACCGAAACAUGUUUAGAGGACACUGUGUUAUGGCCAACAUAUUUGAUGACCGGCGUCUUGGUUACAUGCCUCCUUGGCCUCGUCGGAAUCGUAUGUUGUAAAGUCAAAUUCUUUCAAUGGCUCUUUACUUUCUUGGUCAACAUCGGACUUCUUUACGUCAUGGGCAUUGUCGUUUGGCGUUUGCUUAUGUUCGGGUGGAUCAGAAAAUCGACAUCAGCCGUUUUCGAUGAUGUUUAUAAGGAGGAUUCACCUCUAGAUGAAAAAUAUAAGCCGAUGCUUAUCGAAGCCAUGGUUGCCGACAACGUAUGGCCGAUGGUUGAUGAGUGUUUGACGGAGAUUAAGUUUUGUGAAGAAGAUCGUGGACCUGAAAAGUUCCUUGAUAAAGACGAAGAUUGGAAAAUAGAAAAUUACUACGAAUUUUUCAGGGAAGGGUGUUGUGUGCCUCCGCCAAAAUGUGCACGCAAAUUGUUUGAGUUGGGGAGUGUAAGCGAAAACGAUGAUUGCGUAAAAUGGGCGAAUGCGACAUUGAAGAAACCAGAGCAUGUCAAAUGUUUCGACUGUGAUUCGUGUAAAGCUGCCCGCAUGGCGACGUAUAUAACAAAUCAAGACAAGGUUGGUAUAUAUUUGACUAUUGCCGGCGUAUUCCUCUUCAUAGCCAAUCUGUUUUCUUCAAUGGGGGGUUUUGAAUAAACAGGGUGUG